Messenger RNA from Caenorhabditis remanei, 1854 nucleotides. RefSeq lists its product as uncharacterized. The transcript is spliced from 10 exons. The coding region runs from base 1 to 1854 and encodes 617 amino acids. The record is from RefSeq and is a predicted model, not a curated record. NCBI's taxonomy places the organism in Eukaryota, Metazoa, Nematoda, Chromadorea, Rhabditida, Rhabditidae.
AUGUCUCUUGAUAGAAGAGAAAAUCCAGGGCUUUCAAAAGAUGAGUUUCGUAAUCUCUACCGUAAUAUUAUGGGUGACACAAAGACGCAAGUUAAUAUCAGACAAGCGUAUACGAUUUUGAAUUGUACCGGAAAGCAUGUGACUUCUGCCCAUUUGAUUGAACAAUGGAGAUAUCUCGAUGAGAAAAUAUCAGUUAGUCGGUUGAAUGAUAUUUACGAGAAGGCAGAUGAACUGGAAGUUGACAGUACUGGAUACGCGAAAGCAGCCAAGACAAAGACACUCAAACCAGAGGAAAUUCUGAAUGCUGUGAAAGAAGGCUCACUCAUUGACAAACAAUAUCUUGAAAUAGUUCUGAAAGAUUUCACAAACGACAACGGAUGUGUUGAUAUUGGAGCACUUCUCGACGUGGCGGCUCAAUCGAAAGUGGAAAUUGUGAAUAAAAUAUUAGGACCAAAAGUAGAAGAAGAUGAGUCAUUUGAGCUAAAAGUUCGUGGAUGCAUGACUGUUUACCCGAAAGUUCAAUGCAUCUCUUAUACAAUUGAUGUGGAUCAACCAACUUUUUGCGAGCUCAUUCUUCGUUUAGCGGAUAAUAGCGACGUUCCAACAGAUCGAUUUAACAAUGACCUAUUUCUAGUUGUAUAUAACAGAGAUCACAAAUUAAUUGGUUUGACACGUCAUGUGCUGGAAAGUAGGAAGUACAGUACUGGAAUGAUUACGAUAAACCGAGGAGAUGAAGUGAUGAUUGUUGGAAUGGGAACUACGAUGAAUAGGAAGAGUUCAACGACUGAAAGAGCCACUCUCAUUGAGGAGAAUAACAAAUUGAGUAAAAGAUUCAAAUACACUCUCAUGAAUAUAUUCGACUCGUUUGACGUGGAUCUGGAUGGUCUUUUGAACAAACAAGAGAUGAAUUUUUAUACAGUUGCAAGUGGAGACUCAGAAUUGACAGAUCAAGAUUGGGCAGUUUAUCUGAAUAGUUUCGAAAAUCGAGAUGGAUGUCUAACAAUGGGAGGAUUCAUUAAAAUACAUGAGGUUGAAGCGACCGAUCCAGAAGGAAACGCCACUGCUGAUUUAUGGCAUUCAUUGCAUUGCCUUGGAUAUGAUACUCAAUUAUCAUCGAUUUAUGGAUGCUCUUAUGACAUCGAAGCACAUACAAGUAGGCCAAUUGGAAUGCUUCCAAGAUUACAAUACGUUGUCAAAGAGCAUAGAUCUUUCAUCCCACGAACCAGUUUAUGGAUUGUACUCGAUUGGCAAGUUCUUACGACGAACCAUACCAUCUCCCUGGAACCAUUCACGACGGAAUUGCUUGGCAGCUCCAUCUGGAGUGUUGGUCCAUUCAAUAGUGAUACGGUCGUUGUUGUUACCUCUUGUCCGAAAGCGAAAGCAUCGCAUGAAACGGCAAGAAGAACAGCCUCCUUUGGGUCGAGAACUCCACAUGGUGGAUCGACUCCGAGACGUUUCAUGUUGGUUGUCUUGAUACCGUAUCCAAUACGACGAGCCGAUGAGUUGAUCACCUUGAUGUGCAUUCUCGAGAAUCUCUACCGCCUUGGAGAAGAAGACGAUCGAUUCGAAAUCCGUCCUCAUCUCUUCAAAACUGAAUAUUUUGGACUUCUGAUUGCCAGAAAAGAAGAUCAUUUCUCUAAACAAACGUAUCGGAUCCUCCUCAGUUCUCGACAACAUCUGAAAAUAAACUUCCCUCAUCAAGUGGAUCAUUUAAUAAGACUUGCUGAUUCAGAUAGUGAAUGGGUUCUGAUUGCUUCAUAUACUGUUACUGAUCCAGAUGCUCAGCUGGAGUAUACUUUGGAGAAAGUCGAAAGUGCUUCUAGUUCAAAGUCACCGUCAUUGGCCAGGGCAUAG